Messenger RNA from Durio zibethinus, 1486 nucleotides. The record is from RefSeq and is a predicted model, not a curated record. NCBI's taxonomy places the organism in Eukaryota, Viridiplantae, Streptophyta, Magnoliopsida, Malvales, Malvaceae.
AUGGAUAUUUUGGCAAUCAUCAUUCGGACACCUCGCAAACAUAAGUAGAAGUGAAGAUCCUCAUAUUGUUUGAGUUGGCACUUGGCGCUGUCUUGUUGAGGAAAAAGCGGAGAUAAUAUUCUCAGAAGCAACCAAAGCUAAAGCCUUUUUCCAAUCUCUCAAAGCAAGCCCCCGUAAUUCAAUCAGAUUCCUCUCUUUGUUUCAUCGUAAAUUCUCUAGCUUUUUCUUUGCAAGUAUAUAUUUGUAGGCUUUUGGAAUUUUGAUUUUACAAGGCUUUUGUUUUCUUCUGAGUAUUCGGGUUUGUAGCUUUCUUUCUGGUGAAAAAUGGCUUCAUAUUCAAAGAUGCACACUUUCGAAGAGGUUGCUAAGCACAACAAAACCAAUGAUUGUUGGCUGAUUAUUUCUGGGAAGGUAUAUGAUGUAACUCCAUUCAUGGAUGAUCAUCCUGGAGGCAGUGAAGUUUUGCUGUCAUCAACUGGGAAGAAUGCCACAAAUGAUUUUGAAGAUGUGGGCCACAGUGAUUCCGCAAGAGAAAUGAUGGAAAAAUACCACAUUGGAGAGAUUGAUUCCAAAGCUGUUCCGACUAAGCACACCUACAUCCCACCACAGCAAACUCCUGUCAACCCCGAUACAACCCCUGAGUUUGUCAUUAAGAUCCUACAAUUUCUUGUACCCCUCUUGAUUCUGGGCUUGGCUAUUGCAGUACUUUCAAUACACUAAGAAAGAGUAGCUUAUUACUACACACAGGAGUUUACCCGUUUUGAGGGGUCAAUUGGUGGUGUCAUCUAUUAGUUGAAAAGGGCAGUCGCAUCUUUUGUUUAAUUUCCUUUUAGUUUUUGUGUGUCAAGCUGCAUACUGGUUCAUAAUGUGGUCCAUUAAUACUAUACUGAGUAACUUUGAGCUCCCAUAGUUUAUUACUACACUGGAGUUUACUCGUUUUGAGGGGUGAAUUGAUGGUGUCAUCGGUUAGUUGUUUGUUUAAUUUCCUCUUUUGGCGUUUGUGUCAAACUGAAUACUGGUUUAUAGUAUAGUCCAUUGUCGAAGACAAUGCUUUAUUGAGCAUCUUUAACGCCCAUUUAUGUCUGCAUUGAGACAAGACAAUGUGUAAAUUUGUUGGGAAUUAAAAGCAGGAGCAUGUUUUUAUUCCUUUGUGUUAUAUUCCUUUUUCGUUUCCCAGCUGGAAUGGCAAUGAUCUAACACACAAGUUUCUGCCAUUUUAAAGACUACUAAAGGGCUUUCUCACCGAGGGACAAGGGAGGAGGUGUAUCACAGAAUUUUUUGUCGAGAACGUGCGGUCCAACCCCGUUUGGUUUUGACCAACGAAAGACUAUGGGCUUUUUGACUUUUAACUAAGAAAGAGCCCUAUAUGAUAAAAAGAUGGGUGCGACCCGAUUUGGUUUUCGCAUGGAAAAGAAACAGUGUGAUGCCGAAAAGAAGAAAGAACCGAAAAAGAAAGAGAGAAUGAAAAAAAAAAAAAAAAAAAAAA